Molecule: messenger RNA, 1378 nt
Organism: Temnothorax curvispinosus
Lineage: Eukaryota; Metazoa; Arthropoda; Insecta; Hymenoptera; Formicidae
Gene: fng
Product: beta-1,3-N-acetylglucosaminyltransferase lunatic fringe
Exons: 4
Coding region: 683-1378 (231 amino acids)
Cellular component (GO): membrane
Molecular function (GO): glycosyltransferase activity
Source: RefSeq, a predicted model, not a curated record
CAGUGGGCGCGUUCGCGCUGUAUAUCGAAUCGGAUUGUGUUUCGCGUCACGCCGUCACCGUCACCGUCACCCGCGGACCGCUAUUCUCCCCAACCCCGUCUCUCGGUACGUUGACGGCUGCGGGCUGUCCGACGAUCGGCCAAACGGACGGAGUUCGACGAGACGGAAAAACGGUGGGCUUGAACGUUUGGAAAAGUGCGCGCGCGAUGUUACAUCGAUGCGUUUCUCUCGCUUAACGCAUGGAUCUCAUUUUGUAUGGAUUAGAACUUAUUGUUAGAGGAUCGAUUUCGUGACGAGUUCACGACCGGUACUCGAUUUCCGAAAUGAAGUGCGUCGAAUAUCAAGCAAUAAUCGGAGUGCCAGCGAAGCGCGAAUUCCGUCGUUCGCGCGGAUAAGUGUGCGCGUGCUCCGAAUCGGUCGAUUACACGAAUUGACACGAAAUGUUACAAUGGUGCCACGUGAACUGACAGUGACCGUGCGCGAGGGUGAUUGACGGGACAAUCGAGGGCAUCGAGGCGUUCGAGAAUCCGAGUGUCGCGAGAGGGAGAGAAGUAGCGCGCGAGGGGGUGCUUCGCGAAACGACGUGAAGUUGGCGCGGUAAUCACGUGACUGCGCGGCGGGAAGGCCCGCGAAUUCGCGAGAGCGAGAGAUAACGCGCGCUCGCCGGCGUGUCGAAUUGUUAAUGGUCCGCGCGUUUUUGCUCGCGGGACGAAAUGAGGGUGGCGACGGAGCGGCGCGGCCGUCGAUGAGCCCGAAGGAUCGUUGCGCGGAUCCCGCGGUGGUGGAACGUGGGGGCCCGUGGCCCUGCAAGUCCGUUAGCAGCCCCCAGGCUCGUACGCCGCUCACCGUCGCCGUCGCCGUCGGCCCGGGCAUGAUGCCACGAGGUCUGCCGACGACGAGACGUGGCCUGCAGGCGCUGGCGCUCGUCAUCGCUACCGCCUACGCCACGAUUCUCCUCUACCAGGCCGUCGCACCGCGCCAGUGGGUCGACGAGAUGAACGUGGCGGAAGUGAAUAGCCGAAGCGUGAUAGUGGAGGUGCCGGCGUUGAGAAAGUUAAUCAGCGAGGAGUCGGCGGUGACGCCGCCGGUGGCGACGGCGACUAUGGCACCGUUCGCCACGAAUCUCGACGACGUGUUUAUCAGCGUGAAGACCACCAAGCACUAUCAUCACUCCCGCUUGCCGGCCAUCGUCGAUACGUGGUUCCAGUUCGCCAGGAAUCAGACCUGGUUUUUCACCGACAGAGAUGACCCUUACUUUCAAAAUCAAACCAACAGCCACAUGAUCAACACCAAGUGCUCAUCCUCGCACAAUCGGCGGGCCCUUUGUUGUAAGAUGUCGGUGGAAUUCGACAGAUUUCUCGACAGUGGCCGAAAGUGA